CAUCAUUACGAAUUGUUUGAGAAUUUUCUUUUGAAGACGAAUUGUUUGAGACUUUGAACAAUCUACCCAACUACUGAAUUUUGCCCAAAGCUUCGCUUUCUCGCUAGCCGCUCCCGCUCCCGCUCGAUCGCCGUCAGCGCCGCCGCCCAGAUGGCUGCUGCGCCGGAGGAGCUCCUCGACGUCCUCAACGCCGCCGGGGAGAAGACCGGCGUCUCCAAGCCAAGGUCGGAGGUGCACAGGGACGGCGACUACCAUCGGGCGGUGCACGUGUGGAUCUACAGCGAGAGCACCGGGGAGCUUCUGCUUCAGCGCCGCGCCGACUGCAAGGACUCGUGGCCUGGGCAGUGGGACAUCUCUAGCGCCGGCCACAUCUCCGCCGGCGACUCCUCGCUCUUCUCCGCACAGAGGGAGCUCGAGGAAGAACUAGGAAUCAAGCUUCCAGUCGAUGCCUUUGAGCUGUUAUUUGUAUUUCUUCAGGAAUGUGUUAUAAACAACGGGACAUACACAAACAAUGAGUACAACGAUGUUUACCUUGUGACUACUUUAACUCCAAUUCCGCUUGAGGCCUUCACUCUCCAAGAAAGUGAAGUAUCUGCAGUUAGGUAUAUGCGUUGUGAUGAGUACAAGAGCUGCCUUGUAAAAGAGAGUGGGGAAUAUGUUCCUUAUGAUGUGAACGGGCAAUAUGGCCAACUUUUUAAUACCAUUGAAGAAAGGUACAAAGACAAUACAGUGUCUCGUAGUUUAACUUUACAAAAGCAAAUCAACCGUUAUGCUCCCAUCCAUUUGGAACCAGAUUUGACUACUCUAUCUGGAGGAGACAGGGAAGCCUUGGGAUAUAUUCUUAAAGCAGCAAUAGUUAUUGAUGACAUAUUUUAUGAGCAGGUAUGGAAUAGCAACAGAACGCUUAGAGACUGGCUGAAAGGACAUUCUGAAUCCUCAGCCUUUGAUAAAUUGAAGUGGGCAUAUUAUUCUAUUAAUAAGAGUCCCUGGUCCUGCCUCGACGAAAAUAAAGCUUUUCUAUCAACUGCAGAUUCUGCUGUGAAAUUACUCACAGAUGCCACCAAGCCGGUUUCAGGAUGGAAGGGGGUUGAGUAUCGUGCAGCAUUUCCUUUAGAUAAGCCUCCUGGUGCUAACUUCUAUCCUCCUGAUAUGGACAAAAUGGAGUUUGAACUUUGGAAGAGUAGACUGACUGAUAAAGAACAAAAAGAUGCCACUGGGUUUUUUACUGUCAUACAACGGCAUGACUCUCUAUCCUCUCCGUCAUUAACACAGUCAGAUGGAUCAGACCAAAUCAAAACUUCAGAUGAUCUUUUUAUAGUUCCAUACUCCAAGGAGUACAGAUCAUCCCUUAAGAAAGCAGCUGAACUUCUUGAGAAAGCAUCAGUGUGCUCUGAUUCUCCAAGCCUCAAGAACUUGCUGAGAACCAAGGCAAAUGCUUUCCUUUCAAAUGAUUACUAUGAAUCUGAUAUAGCUUGGAUGGAGUUGGACUCCAACUUAGAUGUCACAAUUGGCCCAUAUGAAACAUAUGAAGAUGGCCUAUUUAGUUAUAAGGCAACUUUCGAAGCAUUUAUUGGAAUACGUGAUGACACAGCUACUUCCCAAGUUAAACUCUUUGGUGACCAACUCCAGGAUUUGGAGAGAAACCUUCCUAUGGACGAUAUUUUCAAAUCAGACAGCGUAUCUGCUGCUCCAAUCCGUGUGAUCAAUCUUCUCUACAAUUCUGGGGAUGUGAAAGGUCCACAAACCAUUGCUUUCAAUUUGCCCAAUGAUGAACGGAUUGUGAAUGAACGAGGAACUUCCAUGGUUAUGCUUAAAAACAUUUCAGAAGCCAAGUUCAAGCAUAUCUUAAAGCCUAUAGCUGAUGCCUGCAUCAGAGAGGAGCAGAAGGAAUAUGUUAAUUUCGAGCCUUAUUAUACACAUAUUGUUUGCCAUGAGUGCUGCCAUGGAAUUGGACCUCAUUCUAUCACCCUUGCAAGUGGUAAAAAGUCAACAGUAAGAAUGGAACUUCAAGAAUUCCAUUCAGCAUUGGAGGAGGCAAAAGCUGAUAUAGUUGGUCUCUGGGCACUGAAUUUCCUUAUCAAGAAGGGUUUGCUUCCUAAGAGCCUAUCACAAUCCAUGUAUGUCUCCUUCCUGGCUGGCUGCUUCCGGUCAAUCCGUUUUGGACUGGAAGAAGCACAUGGAAAAGGACAAGCUCUGCAGUUUAACUGGUUGUAUGAUAAAGGGGCUUUUGUCUUGCACUCUGAUGGAAAAUUCUCAGUUGACUUUACGAAGGUUGAGGAUGCUGUAGAAAGCCUGAGCAGGGAGAUACUUACAAUACAGGCAAAGGGCAAUAAGCCUGCUGCCCAGACCCUUCUCCAGUCCCGUGCAACCUUGACGCAACCAUUGCGCGUGGCAUUGGAGAAGAUAGAACAUAUGCAGGUACCAGUUGAUAUUGCACCAAAAUUUGGCACAGCAAACAAGAUGCUUGGAAAUGUGUAACCAGUCGGGCACAGCAAUUCAGCAAGCAUUGUGCUUCAGUACCCACAAAACACCUGGAUGGAAACAGGAGCCAUUCAAGAAUAAGGUCUCCAUGUCAAACGACGUGGAGGAAAAUCAAUACAAUAAGGUCUCCAUUUCACAAGGAACAUUAUUUGUGUUCUUCGUUCAGUGGUGGUGGGAAGGUUGAGGCCUCUCCAUUGUCUCUUGAAAUUGUAUCAGCUGAUGCUCGAUUUGUGCCACGCAUGUUUAGGGCUGCCUCAUGCGAUAUUUGAACCAACGGUGGCCCCAGUUUUGGAGAACCUGUUACAACCGUAGGAUGGCAUGAAAUGAGUAAUGGAUCUUGUGCACUGGCCGUGCUUUUUCUAUCUUGGACCUUACCCA
Molecule: messenger RNA, 2859 nt
Organism: Panicum hallii
Lineage: Eukaryota; Viridiplantae; Streptophyta; Magnoliopsida; Poales; Poaceae
Product: nudix hydrolase 3
Exons: 21
Coding region: 151-2478 (775 amino acids)
Cellular component (GO): cytoplasm
Molecular function (GO): dipeptidyl-peptidase activity
Source: RefSeq, a predicted model, not a curated record